Molecule: messenger RNA, 2894 nt
Organism: Rhea pennata
Lineage: Eukaryota; Metazoa; Chordata; Aves; Rheiformes; Rheidae
Gene: PYROXD1
Product: pyridine nucleotide-disulphide oxidoreductase domain 1
Exons: 12
Coding region: 40-1533 (497 amino acids)
Molecular function (GO): oxidoreductase activity; flavin adenine dinucleotide binding
Source: RefSeq, a predicted model, not a curated record
GGCGGCUCUUUGGUUCGGGUGCUCAGGAGAGGCGGGGAAAUGGCGGCUGCCGCCGCGCGGAGCCGGUUCGUGGUGGUGGGCGGAGGGAUCGCGGGAGUCACCUGUGCGGAGAAGCUGGCUAUGGAAUUUCCAUCAGAGGACAUUUUUUUAAUGACAGCGUCUCCAGUUAUAAAAGCUAUAACAAAUUUCAAACAGGUCUCUAAAACACUUGAAGAAUUUGAUGUAGAAGAACAGCCAAGUUCUCUGUUAGAAAAACGGUAUCCCAAUAUUAAAGUUAUACAGUCUGAAGUAAAACAGUUGAAAAGUGAGGAGCAUAAAAUCUUCACUGAAGAUGGGAAGGAGUAUACGUAUGAAAAACUUUGCCUGUGUGCUGGAGCAAAACCCAAAUUAAUUUUGGAAGGAAACCCAUAUGUAUUAGGAAUCCGGGAUACUGACAGUGCAGAGGCUUUUCAGAAGAAUUUGGCUCAAGCUGAGAGAAUAGUAGUAGUAGGAAACGGUGGCAUUGCACUUGAAUUAGUGUAUGAAAUUGAAGGCUGUGAAGUAAUCUGGGCUAUCAAAGACAAAGCCAUUGGGAAUACAUUUUUUGAUGCGGGAGCAGCUGAAUUCCUUAUUCCAAAGCUAACUGCUGAAAAACGGGAGACUGAAAUAGCAUGUAAAAGAACCAAGUAUACAAUGGAAGGAAGAGAGAAAAAAGAAAGACCCAUAGCAGCAUCUGCCAACAUAGGCAGUGCCUUAGGCCCUGAUUGGCAUGAGGGCUUACAUCUUAAAGGCACUAAAGAGUUUUCUCACAAAGUACAUAUUGAAAUACUGUGUGAGGUAAAGAAAAUAUUCCUGCAGCAAGAAUUUAUACAACUGCAACGGACUUCUCUGACUUUUCCUAAGGAAGACAAAAAUGUAGAAGCAGAUGAUGUUCUAUGGCCUGUAUAUGUGGAAUUAACUAAUGGAAAAAUCUAUGGAUGUAAUUUCAUUGUCAGUGCAACUGGAGUUGUGCCAAAUGUUAAACCAUUUCUUGAUGAUAAUAAUUUUGCUCUAGGUGAAGAUGGAGGACUUAAAGUGGAUAAAUACAUGCACACAUCCAUACCAGAUAUAUAUGCAGCUGGGGAUAUCUGCACAGCAUCGUGGGAACCUAGUCCAGUGUGGCAUCAGAUGAGGCUCUGGACUCAAGCGAGACAGAUGGGUUGGUAUGCAGCAAAAUGCAUGGCAGCAGAUACUUUAGGGGAAUCUAUUGAUCUGGAUUUCAGCUUUGAACUAUUUGCUCAUGUGACAAAAUUUUUCAAUUAUAAGGUGGUGGUUUUGGGAAAAUAUAAUGCUCAAGGCUUGGGUUUAGACCAUGAACUAAUGCUGAGAUGUACCAAGGGACAAGAGUAUGUUAAAGUGGUGAUGCAGAAUGGAAGAAUGAUGGGAGCUGUACUGAUUGGUGAAACAGACUUGGAAGAAACCUUUGAAAACUUGAUUCUAAAUCAGAUGGAUCUUUCAGCCUAUGGAGAAGAUCUCCUGAAUCCAAAUAUUGAUAUAGAAGAUUAUUUUGAUUGAACAGAAUCCCUUUUCCAUUUUGUAUAAAGUUCUAACAGCAAGUGAUAUGGUUUAUAAAACAGUUCAUUUGGGAUUAGCAGAAAUCAAGGAUAAAUGCAAUUCCUUAUUAGGAUUUUGUGUUGAUAUUGUGAAAUACUGAAAGGCACAUUAAAUAAAUUGAUGUAGAAAUUCAGCAGGAAAAGUACAUGGAUUAGUAGGUGGGCAAAGAGUUUAGGUCUAGACUAGAUGAGAACUUAGUAACAGGGGUAUUAUAACACUCCUAAAAAUUAGACUUUGCUGUGCUGUUAAGACAGCACUGCAUACACUUUCACUGUAAAGAACAUAACAUAUAUUGUGUAAGGUUUUAAUUAUAUCCAGUGCCUACCUCCUAGCUCACUUUUUCCCAAAACGAUGCAUAAUUCACCUGGCACGAUUCCCAGAGCCCAGUUUCCUUAUGACUUACUGCCUAUGUGUGUUCUCAGUCAUUUCAAACACUAAGCAUGGUGCUUUGAGUAGAUUGUACUGCUUGAAGCUACCUAGGACAGGGUAUUAGCUUGGGCGAGGAAGCCCCUGCUUCCUACAACCACUUGUUCAGAUGAAGGUGUACAAGGCAGUUAUGCGGUGUGUACCAUCCCACUAGCACCUUGCCACUGUUCAAACAUGGAUACCUGCCCCAAGCUUCAAAGUUUCUCUUCCAGGUAAUGGCACCAUCUGUAUCUGCUAUUCAGGCCAGCACUGGUCACCAGAGGGCAUCUUUAGGGCAUAGGUCACUCAGAGCCCUCACCAUUGGCAGUGUGGUCUGCAAGCAUAAGGCAAGCUGGAUCUCUUCUUGAUUUUUGAACUUAAUUUUUUAAAGAAAAGUGUUUUUUACCUGUCCAAAUACAGAAUGCACAGAGACUUUGAACUAUGGAAGCCAGGAAGAAAUGCCUUUGAGAUGCUGUUUGGGAAUGGCAUUUUACUUCUUGUCACUUCAGUUCCUCUGGUAAGCCUGCACUGGUAUGUCAUAUGUGAUCCUUAGUGGGGUCAGCAUGCAGCUCCAUGACAGGGAAAGAUUAACACAACAGCACGAGCAGCUGUCACUUGUAGCAGUCUUCCACUGUCAGGAUCCCAUGGAGUGGAUGGCUAUAUAUCUCAUUUGAUAGAUGGUAUCUAUUAGGGUCACAAAGAAAACACUUUCUGUCCUCUGUUACUAUUUACACUGCCAUGUGUACAAGUGCCAGGAAGGAUUUUUUUUGCAAAAAUUUGACUUCAGGUAACCGGUGGCAGAAUAUACUGUUGAGUUGCAUAUUGGGGUAGGGUUGUUUGUUUUAAAUCAUAACAAGCUCCCUGGAAGUAUGUUUAGAGUUAUGUGAGAUGCACUUUAAUAAAGGUGAUGCCAUGUA